AAAUCCUCCUCUGUUUAAAUCAGAUUUGGAUAUCAGAUAAGUUGUUACAAAACCUUUGUACAUAACAGUCAUCAUCUGAUAUCUAGAGAAAUGAUAAAGGUAUCAAAUAAAGUUUGAAAACCAGUCUCAAAACUGCAGCAUCUGAUUGGCUGUCUGUGUGUUCAGUCUGGAAACUGACCAAUGACAAAGUUACAUACAGACUGGUCUUGAAACUCAGUUUAAAUAAUUGGAACACAGAUGUUGACAACAACAACUUCUGUACACAUCACUUUAAACAAGAAAAGAAAAAAAAAACAUGGUAUGGAUAGGUGAUGAAGAAAUUAAAUGCAUGAGCACUUUAAAAUAUAAUUAUUUAUUCAUUCAAGAAUAUUUUAUUUGUUCACUAUAUUUUGUUUUUGCUAAUUUCAAAGUGUGCACUGCAUUUCUUAUAUAGAUUGACUUACAUUGUGUUGUACAUAGGUGUCUAGUUCAUAUGGUUCUAAUAAUAGUUAACCUGGAGGUCUUCAAGGAAUUAAUUACUGAUUGGAACCAAAUAUUAGAAAAGAUUUAUAUUGGGAUAGAUGCAUAUAAAGAUUUUAGAGCUGCUGGAAGUCUAAGAUGCCAGUGUCUGCUUUACCUAACCUGGAUCAUGUAUAUGCCAAAUGGGAAAAUAGGGGACCCAAAGGUAGGAACACACUACCAACUGCCACUGAGAGAAACAGGGAUCCGGCACGAGCGAAUCCAGCACAGAAUGGGGAUGCUGAGCAAGCGAUACAGUCUGGUAAACAGAAGUGGCGUGACAAGUUUGGUGAUAACGUGAAACCUUUGCAGAGAAGACGUCCCAGGGAUCGGAAUAGACUCGUGGCUGUUCCUGCAGAAAUAAUACAGAGUGCUACUAUCGCCCAGUUUAAGACAUCACCUUCAAUAUUACCCGAACAUUUCAGUACACAACGACCAAUGAUGGGGCAUUGUUGCUCAUGUUUGCCAAAUAGUCAGAAAGAUUUGAUAACCCCUGCCACAAGUACAGAAGGCAUGAGGAACAUUCUAGAUGUCAGACAUGAGCUGAGAGGGAGUGGUGUGUUGUCUCGGCAGUUUUCAAGGCUAGUGUACUCCUGGCGGACAAGAACCCAUCAUAAAUACCCAGAGCUGAGUAUGGCUGUACUCACAAGCCAGAGGGUAAUUGAUGUUAUACAUGCAGAAUUGUUGGCAGAAGAGGUUCACCAGGACAGAGCUAUGUUGGAAAAGAGAGCCAGGGAUAUAUUGCACAAUAUGAAAUCCAGAGUGUCAAAUUUUCUUACCAAGCUGACAGGAUGGUUUUUACACCACUUUCUCAGUUUGAUGCUCAAUGGUCUUGUUGUACACAAUGGACAAUUGAAAAUGGUGAAAACAGCAUCUCAGAGAGGUGUACCAUUGUUGUUCCUGCCCUUACACAAGAGCCACCUGGAUUAUAUAAUCAUCACAUUUAUAAUGUGGAAUUUCGAUAUUAAAAAUCCAAACAUUGCUGCUGGUGAUAACCUUAAUAUCCCGUUUUUUGGUUUCUUAAUGAGAGGCCUAGGAGGGUUUUUUAUUCGUCGCAAGUUGGACAAAUAUUGUGGAAAGAAAGAUGUUAUAUACAGGAGUGUUUUACAUUCGUAUAUGGAACAGUUGCUAAGUGAAGGGGAAAACAUGGAGUUUUUCUUAGAGGGCGGACGCAGUCGUACAGGAAAGGCCUUACAACCAAAAGGUGGACUGCUCUCAGUUGUAAUAGAUUCACUCACUAAUGGUAUAACUGAGGACCUUUAUAUUGUUCCAGUCAGUAUCAGUUAUGAGAAACUGUUAGAUGGUAACUUCAACAAUGAACAGAUGGGAGUUGCCAAGAAAAAAGAAUCCUUUUUUGGUGCUAUUAGAGGGAUUUGGUCAGUGGUGAGAAAUCACUAUGGCAAUGUAAGAGUUGAUUUUGCACAACCCUUUUCCAUGAAGGAAUUAUUGCAAGCAUGCCAGUUACAGAGUCCUACAGUGAGUCCAGACUCAUCAACUGGAGAUUUCAGCAGCCCUGGUUCCCCACCUUCUAUAGUACGUAUUAGCAGUCUGACAUCCCUGUAUGGUACUGAUGUCGUAAUAGAGGACCAGAGACAGCUUGUCAACCGAAUAGGCCUUCAUGUUUUACACACAUGUGUUCAGACCUCAGCAGUAAUGAGUACACACUUGUUGGCAUUUCUUCUACUCACCAAACAUAGACAGGGUACAUCCUUGGACACACUUAUAAAAGACUUUGCAUGGAUAAGGGAGGAGGUUUUAGUACGUAAGCGAGAUUUGGGGUUUUCACCUUCAUCAAGCACACAUGACAUUGUCUGCUAUUCACUCUCUCUUCUUGGAUCCAAUCUGGUCACAUGGAGGACUGGAGGGCAAAAAGCUGAAAAUGAUGUUGUGCCUUGUGUAGAUAUGCCAACUGUGUUUGAACUCAGUUACUAUAGUAACCAUGUUUUAUCUGUCUUCUUACUGGAGAGCAUCAUUGUGAGUGCUGUGAUAUAUCUUAGUGAUAUAAGCCUGUCAACACUCGGUACAUCUACACCAGGGGAGAUAAUUUUGAUGUCUAGAGAUGAGAUCUUAGAGACAGCUGUUCAGUUAUCUAACCUGUUGAAGCAUGAAUUUAUUUCAGUGCCACCGUGUGCUAAACUAGAAGAGAGUCUUGCAGAUAUACUGGAUCAUCUAGUCACAUCAGAACUUUUGAAAAUUGAUGAUCAUCAAGAUCAAUAUGAUACCUAUGAAAAUGUGCAUGAGCGGCAGUGGGCUACAAGGUUGUCUGCGAGUCUAUCCUGGGCGGAUGGAGAUGAUGAUGAGGACAAUUACUGUCAACAGGAGCAGUUAUUACGGGUGAACUUAGAACACGAGGAUUGUAAGGACAAACUUCGAUUUUUCCACUCGAUAUUGGCUCCAUUUUUUGAGGCUUAUCUUGUUACUGCUCAUAACAUUCAAUCUAUGACAGAAGAAGAAAUGACAGAGGGAGACUUUAUGAAGAAGUUGCACAGUCAUGCUAAGUCAAGGGUCACCGAUGGAGUUGCCAGUUACAGUGAAAGUGCAGCCUUAGAGACAUUAAAGAGUGCAGUAAAGUCGUACAAGGAUGUUCGUAUCAUUGACUAUUAUAAUGCUGGGGGAGUGAGCAUGCUUGAGCUACAUGGCAGAUACGAUGUUCGUGAUUCACUCCACAAGUACCUCCAGAUGCUUGAAAGUCUGAGGGGUUAAAAUGGUUAAGCAUGAGAUCAAGGAUGUCAGCAUGAAAACCAGAGCCCAGAUAAUGGUGGAAAUGAGAAACUGGCAAAAAAUACUCAUUUAUGUGUUCAUUUAUGUGUUUUGUGUUAAACUAUUUCUAUGUAAAUUCAUUAGCUCACAAAAAAAGGUAUAGGAUGAGCUAUUAGUGUAGGUGGUUACUCUAGUGUCUAUUGUCCAGGGUCAGGCAUCCACAAUUGUGCAUAAACAUCUUCUCCUCUGAACUACUGGUCAGAAUUACACCAAACUUUGUUGGUAGCAUCCAGGUGAGGUCCCCACUCAAGUUUGUUCAAAUGGUUUAGCUUGACCCCUAAAAAUAGAAACUCCUUUAAACAAGUUCUCAUGAACCAGUGGAUGAAUCUUCUUCAAACCUAGUCUGUAGCAUCAUUAUAAGGUCCUGUCCCAAAUUUGUUCAUAUGGGGACACUCUGGACUCUUUCAUAGGCUGAUAGAGCUAAUAAUAGAAAUACCUUUAAACAACUUCUUGUCAUGAACUGCUUGAUGGAUCUUCAUUGAACCUAGUCUGUAGCAUCAUUAUAAAGUCCUCUUCCAAAUUCGUUCAUAUGGGGACACACUGGACCCUUUCAUAGGCUGAUAAAGCUAAUAAUAGAAAUACCUUUAAACAAUUUCUUCACAUGAACUGCUUGAUGGAUCUUCAUUGAACCUGGUCUGUAGCAUCAUUAUAAAGUCCUCUUCCAAAUUUGUUUAUAUGGGGACACUUGACCCUUUUUAUGGGCCGCUAGAACUAAAAACGGAAAUAUCUUUAAACAACUUCUCAUGAACCACCUGAAUGAUUUUCAUCAAAUCUGGUCUGUAGCAUCAUUAUAAGGUUUUCUCCCAAAUUUGUUAAAAAAGGGAAAAUUGGGCCCCUUGUAGGGGCCACUUGAGCUAAAAAGCAAAAUACCUUUAAAAGACUGGUUGAUGACCUGGUCUGUAGAUUCAAUAUAUUGUCCUCUGCCAAUUAUUAUCCCCCACUGAAGGUGGAGGGAUAUAGUUUUGCAUUGUUCAUCCAUCCGUCUGAAGCCAUAUCUAUGAAAUGGUGUAGAGUAUUAAAUAAUGUAAACUGCUGUAAGGAAAUCUCACCCUGCAAGUUACUGUCAGAUUGCAUGAGUAAGACAAGAUUAUCGCCCUUUGUACAUGUCUAUAUAUGACAUAUAUAGUGUUGUAUUCCAUUUUCUGUUUGCCAGUGUCAGAUCUCAGACAUUGUUGGAAAGAUUUCAAUAAAACAUGAUUCAAAUGCUAUAGGGAGAUGUGGCCAAGUUUCAUUCAGAUUGGUUGAGGAAAACAAGAUUUAUGGCCCUUUGUACUUCUACUACAUACAUGAUAAAAAAUAGUCCAUUUUCUGUUCAUCUGGAGUAAAAAAACAUAGUAAAAAUGUUUACUGCUAUAGGGAAAUGCAGCCUUGCAAGUUUCAGACAGAUUGCUUGAAGAAAACAAGAUUUGUGGCCACAAGUACUUAUUCAUAUAAUUAUAAUUAUUACAUAAACAUUUUCCAUUUCCUGUCUGUCCGGAGUCAUAUCUGAGAAAUGGUUUGAAGGCUUUCUAUAAAACAUCAUAAUAAUGUUACUUGUUGGGAAAUGUGGUCCUGCAAGAUUCAGUGAAAUUGCUUCAGGCACACGAGUUAUGGCCCUUCGUACUUAUAUGGUGCUUACUAUACAGAGUCUUCCUUUGCAAAUUUAGUGUCAUUUUAAGGUCCAUUUUUGCUAUGGGAUAUUGUAAGAAUAUGUUCAGUAUGGAAUAAACCAUUGCAUCCUAUCGCAUACUUGCCAUAUUUUCAGAUGGUCAAUAAGGGAGAUUUGCCUCAACAGGGCUUUUUUUAAGGGAGAUUAGGGUGAAAAUAAGGGAGACUUUAAUACGUGCUAAAUAGCCGUUUUCAUGAAAAAAUCAUUGACUUUCCAAUUGAAUUGAGUGGAGCCAACAACAGAAUGCAUGAUUAUUACUUAUAUAGCACUUUACUUAAUCCAAGGAAAUUCAGAAUUCCAUGAAAGAUUGAAUCAGAUACUUUGUUUUGGCAUGCUAUCUUGAAAUUAGGAAGCUUGUCUGGAGGCCAUGGUUUUAGAUGUAUUUUGGGUUGCUUUGGUCAAGAUCAAGGUCAAUAAUACUUAAAAGAGAAAAGUGAUUUUCUCAGGAUAACUUUAGUUAGGAAUGAGGUUGACAGUCUGAACUUGGUAAAUAGGUAGCUUUCAUAGAGACCAAUGUAUUUGUUUCAUUUUAGGUAGUUUGUUUCAAGGUCAUUGUUACUAAAUAUAGAAAAAUGGUUUUGAUUUUGGAAUUAGUAGCUUUCAAAAAGACUGAAAUUCAAUUGCAUUUAAGUGCUUUCUGUAGGCAAAGAAUGCUUUUUUGCAGGUGAUACAAAUUCUUUCAAUUGCUUGAUCAAGUAGGGGCCUGCAUCUCCUUUUAGGAAUCAUUUUAGCUCAAAAUAGAAAUAUCCUUAAAUGAUUUCUUCUUAUGUACCACUUGAUGGAUCUUCAUCAAACUUGGUCUGUAGCAUAAUUAUAAGGUCUGCUGGAGCGAGACAAAAAAAACACUUAAGCAACACUUGAUGGAGCUGCAUAUAAAUUGGUAUGUAGCUUCAUUGCAAGUCCGCUCCUAAUUUGACUCAAAUUGGGGCACUUGGGGUGGUGUGGGGUCCUUUAGGGGUUACUGGAGCUAAAGAUAGAAAUACCAUUAAACAAUUCUUGUCAUGAACUACUAGAUGGAUCUUCAUCAAACUUGGUCUCUAUCAUUAUUAUCAGGUCCUUUCCAAAAUUUGUUUAAAUGGGGGCACUCAGAUCUCCUUUUAAGGGCCACAGAAGCUGCUAGUAGAAAUACCUUUACCGUCAUCCUACGAAUAUAAGACGCACAUUUUUUUUACGAGAUUCUGGUCUUGAAGGAUCGAUGCGUCCUAUAUAUGGGGAUAGAAAAAGACCAAACAUUUCCCCUGACUCAAAAAUUACGAAAAUCGAUCUUUGUUUACCCUGUGUAUAUACCUCUAUAUUGAAGAGAAUUCAAGGGGAGUAAAUACCAAUGACUCGGGCAUAGCUAAUAGCUGGUAUCAGGACCCGGCGUCUUAAAUUACUUUUGUAUAAAAUGUAAAAUUUAGAGCUCGCGUAAAAGAAGAUAAAUAAAUGCUGUUUUUCAUUAAAAUAUAUUUUACAACGCAUUUCUGUAACUGAUCAUUAAGUUUUUAACAAGACGUGUAAAACUUCCCCAGCGUGUUUUCACACAUUUUGCAGGAAAAUACUUGAAACUCCAUAUCAGGUAGCCCGGAUAUCGAUUAUCUAAUCUUCAAACAUAAUUUUGAUAGUUGUCUAGAUCCUCCGGUUCAUUGAGAAAUUCACGCCCAAGGCAUUACUUAUCCUACACCUACUGUCACAAUCUGCAAACAAUUAACCGUUUAAUCAUACCCGUAGGCAAUUGUAAACAUGUGCAUGCGCGAUUUUAGACUGAUUCAAAGUGAUCAUAGUCGCUGAUCCGUAAUGUUGAAAACAAUUUGCAAACCAGUCUUCAAAUUAUGUCAUUUUACCGCCACGUACCAAAGAGUACUUUCGUUUUCACAGGUGUCAAUAUUAAUGGAGUGGUCAGAGGAUGCGGCAGUUUAGUGAUUACACAGAGUUUAUGCUUUUUCAAUUUAAAUACUUGCCACAACAUCCAAAAACAUCGACAAUGAUUAAGCAAAAACCGUUGAGUUCGUAGAAACUAUAGCGAAUUUCGGACAAACAUAAAUUCGGAUAAGUGAUAAUUAGGUAUAAGCAUUUUUCCAGAAUUCUGCUGAUAUUUUUUCAUUGCGUCCUAUACACGAGUGCGACCUAUAUUCGGCCAAUUACUGUAAUCAACUUCUCAUGAUCAGGUUGAUGGAUCUUCAUCAAACUUGCUCUGUAGCAUCAUUAUAAGGUCCUCUCCAAAGUUUGUUCAAAUGGGGACACUUGACCCUUUUUAGGGAUCACUCGAGAAACAUAAAAAUACCUGUAACCAACUUCUUUUCAUAAACGGCUUGUUAGAUCUUCAUCAAAUUUGGUCUGUGGCAUCUCCUGAUUUUGUUUUCAAAUGCAGGCACUCAACCCCUUUUAUGGAUCACCAGAGCUAAAAACAGAAAAACAUUUAAAAUACGUUUUCUCAUUUAAAACUUUAUGGGUCUUUAUCAAAGUUGGUCUUUAGGAUCAUUAUGAUGUCCCUUUUAGGACUUUGUAGAGCUAAAAAUAAAAAUAGCUUUAAACAACAUCUUCUCAUAAACAGCUUAAUGUUUUAUCUUUAUCAAACUUGAUCUGUAAUGUCAUAGUAAGUUUUGUUUUCCAAAUUUGUUCAAAUGGUUGCAUUCUGCCUCUUUAUGGGGCAGCUAGAUUAAAAUUGUAAUAACUUUAAACAGCUUCUUUUCUGGUGAUCUUCAUCAAACUUGUUCUGUAGCAUCAUUAUAAGGUUAUUUCCCAAACUUGUCCAAAUGGGGGCACUUGGCCCCUUUUAAGGGUUGCUAGAUCUAAAAAUAGAAACAACCUUUGAAUGACUUUUCAAGAUUUGCGUGGUGAAUUUUCAUGAAACUUGGUCUGUGACAGAAUUGUAAGAUCCUCUCUGAAAUUUGUUCAGAUGGUGGCACUUUGCUCCUUUCAGGCUAAACAGUGGUUUCCAUUCAUGAUUCAGUGUUGCAUACCUGUAUUCAAGGUCAAACAGUUAAGGUCAGGUGAGUGACUUAGGACCACAAUGGCCCUCUUGUUUAUGAAAUGUAACAAUAAUCAUAAUUGAAGUUCAAAUAGUAGAAGUCAAACAAAAAGGUAGAUUUUCUGUAGUGAAAUGAAAAUGAUGAGAUCAAGUUUAUAUGGUUACUAGGAACGUAUGAAAGAAAUCUCAAAACAAUGUAUGCUUAACUCCAGUUCUUAAUGACAUUUUUUUUAGCUCUUAAUAUAGUGCAGUUGACUGGAAAUCUCAGAAAUUUAAACAAAUACUGACUCAAGCAGUUCCAAGAUUAAGUGUAUGUUAGAUUUUUGAAGCAGUUUUCAGGAAUUUAUUGAUUACAUGAAAUGUGAAAUUAUUAAAUACAAAAUAAAGUGAUAUUGCAACAAAGUAAUAUGUACCAAGUUUUGGAUGCUAUGUUAUAGGGAAUGGGUUCUGUAAAAGCACAUAUUUUCGAUGGGUUUGAAUAUGUUCGCAUGGUUUUAUAUUCGCGAGAUUGUAAAAAAAGUUAUCCUGCUUGUUUCGAGUCGGGUGUCUAAAGCUUUACCUAUAGACAAAUAUGUUUAAAUGUAUACCAUAAAGAUCGAUUGCUAUGGAUUUAAUGGAUGUUUUAAUACAGUCUAACCUGUCUCAAGCAGCCAGCCAGGGGAAGCAGACAACUUGGCCGCUUAAGCCAGGUGACCGCUGAUCAGAGGGGCAGCCAGUAUAUAUAUAUUUCAGACUUCUGACCAGUGUUCAAUCAUGACUUUAGCCUUUAGGCCCAUUUCUUUUACGUUUUACUCUCAUUAUUUUACCAGGAUUCAUUGACGUGCAUUUGCCUUCGCAAUACGAAUGGUCUUCUUAGCAAGCAACAACUCCGGCGUGUGUUUUUUUUUUUUUUUACAACAAAAAUUGUCAUAAACGAUUUUCCAACUUUUAAACAAGUUUGUUUACGAAUUUCGCUGUUUUGGUAAAGGGAAGCUAGUCGCCGCACUUACUGUCUACGCUAAAAUCUAAGAUUGCCGUAACGUCCGUAAAAGAUCAAGUUGUUUAUAUUUCUUUCAAACAAAAUUAAUUUCAUAUAAAUUUAAUA
This is a messenger RNA of Mercenaria mercenaria, 8940 nucleotides long. Its product is annotated as glycerol-3-phosphate acyltransferase 1, mitochondrial-like. Bases 598 to 3201 code for a protein of 867 amino acids. Lineage: Eukaryota; Metazoa; Mollusca; Bivalvia; Venerida; Veneridae. Gene Ontology annotation, cellular component: mitochondrial membrane. The transcript is spliced from 24 exons. The record is from RefSeq and is a predicted model, not a curated record.